This is a messenger RNA of Sardina pilchardus (European sardine), 2824 nucleotides long. Its product is annotated as glutaminase kidney isoform, mitochondrial. Gene Ontology annotation, molecular function: glutaminase activity; protein binding. The record is from RefSeq and is a predicted model, not a curated record. NCBI's taxonomy places the organism in Eukaryota, Metazoa, Chordata, Actinopteri, Clupeiformes, Clupeidae. The coding region runs from base 113 to 2011 and encodes 632 amino acids. The transcript is spliced from 18 exons. Gene Ontology annotation, biological process: L-glutamine catabolic process.
GCGGAUGCCGUGUACAUCUUCAUACAUCAUUUCGAUAUAGAUAAAGAUACUCCAUACCUUACCGUUAUCUCUUGAAUAGAACAGUUCCAUCAACUAGCUUGACAGGAUUGAAAUGUUACAUUUUAGGGUUACGUUAGUGCUGAAGGAGUUGUAUAAAUCCAACCUCUCGCGUCCUUUUUCAGGUACAGCUAGAAAUAAGACGUCACUAACCGCCUCUUACUGCUUCAGCACCGCCUGUGCCAAUGUCAAAUUGGGGUCCAAUUUAAAGUCCCUCCGUCUUGGGGGACACCUGCCGGCGUGGUCCAACUCAUGUGGGGCAAGAUACCUGUGCUCGAAGACAGAUGCCGGUUCAGGAACCGCGGCUGAGAAUGCAAAAAAUGAACUCAGCAAAGAAGAAAAGAGAAGGAAGGCGGGCAUCCUACCCAGCUUGGAAGACCUUCUCUUCUACACCAUCGCAGAGGGCCAGGAGAAGAUCCCUGCACACAAGUUCACCACGGCUCUGAAAGCCACAGGGCUAUGGACGGGCGACCCCAGACUGAAGGAAUGUAUGGAGAUGCUGAAGAUGACGCUCAAGACCACCUCAGACGGAGCUCUGGAUCGCCACCUCUUCAAAAAGUGUGUCCAGAGCAACAUAGUGCUGCUCACUCAGGCGUUCCGAAAGAAGUUUGUCAUCCCAGAUUUCCAGUCCUUCACCUCCCACAUCGACGAAAUUUACGAUGGUGCCAAAUUGCGCUCUGGGGGCAAGGUGGCUGACUACAUCCCUCAGCUGGCCAAGUUCAGUCCAGACCUGUGGGGGGUGGCCCUGUGCACCGUGGAUGGUCAAAGAUUUACGACGGGCGACACCAAGGUCCCGUUCUGCCUGCAGUCGUGUGUGAAGCCGCUGAAGUACGCGAUCGCCGUGCACGACCACGGCACAGACUACGUGCACCGCUUCAUCGGCAAGGAGCCCAGCGGCCUGCGCUUCAACAAGCUCUUCCUCAACGAGGAAGAUAAACCCCACAAUCCUAUGGUUAACGCUGGAGCUAUUGUCUGCACCUCCCUCAUUAAGUCAGGAGCAAGCAACGCAGAGAAGUUUGACUAUGUCAUGAACUUCAUGAAUAAGCUGGCAGGAAAUGAAUACGUGGGCUUCAGUAAUGCCACGUUCCAGUCGGAGCGAUUGUCUGGUGACAGGAACUUUGCCAUCGGCUAUUACUUGAAGGAGAAAAAGUGUUUCCCAGAGGGGACAGACAUGACCGCCAUCUUGGACUUCUACUUCCAGCUGUGUUCCAUUGAGGUGACUUGUGAGAGCGCCAGCGUCAUGGCUGCCACGCUGGCCAACGGCGGCUUCUGUCCAAUCACAGGAGAGCGCGUGCUGAACCCCGAAGCCGUGCGGAACACGCUGAGUCUCAUGCACUCCUGCGGCAUGUACGACUUCUCUGGGCAGUUCGCUUUCCACGUGGGCUUGCCAGCUAAAUCUGGAGUGGCUGGGGGCAUCCUGCUGGUGGUACCCAACGUCAUGGGCAUCAUGUGCUGGUCCCCACCUCUGGACAAGCUCGGCAACAGCGUACGCGGCAUCCAGUUCUGCACGGAUCUGGUGCAUCUCUGCAACUUCCACAAUUACGACAACCUGAGGCACUUCGCCAAGAAGCUGGACCCGCGCCGGGAGGGCGGCGACCAGAGGGUGAAGUCCGUCAUCAACCUACUCUUCGCCGCCUACACCGGGGACGUGUCUGCUCUGAGGAGGUUUGCCCUCUCUUCCAUGGACAUGGAGCAGAGAGACUAUGAUUCCAGGACUGCACUUCACGUAGCUGCAGCGGAAGGACAUGCUGAAGUGGUCAGGUUUUUGCUUGAGGCCUGCAAAGUGAACCCUGUGCCCAAAGACAGGUGGGGCAACACGCCCAUGGAUGAAGCGGUGCACUUUGGUCACCAUGACGUGGUGACGAUUCUGCAGGACUACUGUACCAAGUACAGUCCCCCGGAGCCAGCGGCAGACAAGGAGACCGCCGAGAAGAACCUGGACGGGUUGCUGUAGAAACACUACUCACCCAUAACCCUCUGCCACCCCAAGUCCAACCCCCUGACUAUUUAAGGCGUUUGUGUUUGUGUGUGAGUGUGUAAGUGUAAGUGUGUGUGUGUGAGUGUGUACAGUAUGUGUGUGUGUGUGUGUGUGUGUGCGUGUGUGCGCGAGUGUCUGUGUGAGAGUGCAGCUCCAUGGUCAUCUCACUGGUAGUGUAGCAGUGGAUGGUUCGUCAUUGAACGUUGAAACUUUGUACAAGUUACUGUAUUUUUAAGACGAGGAAGAAGACGACGACGGAGAAGAAGAAGAAGAAAAAACUAAAAAUAUUUUAUAGCUGUGUUUGUUUACCUGUUCAUGGUUUGGUUGUGAUAUUUUCUCGCUUGGCUUUUUUUUUGUUUUUGGUUUGUUUGUUUGUUUGUUUGUUUAUUUAUUUGUUUGUUUGUUUGUUUUUAUUUCGCUGUGUUUAGUUGUUAGUACUGCACACUCCCCAAUCCCAGAUAGUGGAUGACUGUGGGAUGGAUCUUACACUAGCCCAGCGCUGGUUAAUGGUUCGUUUUCUUGUCAUUUCCUAUCUGCGUCGUAGUAUUUCUCAUUGUGACCACUGUGUGGAACAUGGACUCCACGCAACGCGUACAUACUCACUUUCCUCUCUGUAAUAGUGAAAACAUAUUUAAGGUAUAUAAAUAUAUGUGUAUAAAUAUAUGGAGAUAUAAAUUUGUAUAUUAAUGUAUUGUUAAGAUGUCACAAAAAAAAAUCUACUUUUAGCGCCCUCUAGAGUCCUUCUAGAGCCGCAGUGAGAGGAUCUAACAUAAACAGAUUUAAUGUGAA